AUGAAGUUCCUAGCGGGAGUGUCGUUGUUAUCCCUUAUUUCUUCUUCGUUUGCUGUCCCUACAACCGGCAAUCAUCCUCGCAAUGAAUUGGCUCAGGAAGAACAGCCCUUGAUCAAGCUAAAGCCCCAACGGACUUCCUCCCGAGAGCUUGUGAACCUCGAUGGUCUGUGGAAGUUCACCCUCGCUUCCGGUCCCAACGACACUGCUCAACCCUGGACCGCACCAUUCCCCAAGGGUGGCCUCGAAUGCCCGGUCCCAGCCUCUUACAACGAUAUUUUCACCGAUCGGGAUAUCCACGACCAUGUCGGAUGGGUCUACUACCAACGUGAUGUUUUCGUUCCCAAAGGCUGGUCAAAGGAGCAAUACUUUGUCCGAGCUGAAUCUGCUACGCAUCACGGUCGUAUCUAUGUGAAUGAUCGCCUGCUUGCUGAGCACGUCGGCGGCUACACACCUUUUGAAGCCGAUAUCACCGAGUUUGUAAAUGCUGGAGAGAAGUUCCGCUUGACAAUCGGUGUCAACAAUGAGCUCACCCAUGAGACGAUCCCGCCUGGCAAGAUUGUGGUGAGUGAGAACACCGGCAAGAGAAUUCAGACCUACCAACAUGACUUCUACAAUUAUGCUGGUCUUGCUCGCUCCAUUUGGUUGUACUCUGUGCCUCGUCAACAUAUCAAGGACAUCACCGUUGUCACGGAUGUUGACGGCAAAACUGGACUCAUCAACUACAAGGUCAAGCUGUCCGACAAGGCGACUGGGAAGGUCAAGAUCUCUGUGGUUGACCAGGAAGGAGUCGUUGUCGCAGAUACCUCUGGAGCUGAAGGUACCAUCAAGAUCAAGUCGGUCAAGUUGUGGCAACCUGGUGCCGCCUACCUUUACCAAUUGGAGGCCAGCAUUGUGGAUUCCCGCAACAAGGUCGUCGAUACCUACAGCCUAGCUAUGGGUGUGCGCACUGUCAAGGUUGAAGGGUCAAAGUUCCUCAUCAACGGCAAGCCGUUCUACUUCACCGGAUUUGGAAGACACGAAGACACCGCAAUCCGCGGCAAAUGA
Molecule: messenger RNA, 1044 nt
Organism: Penicillium vulpinum
Lineage: Eukaryota; Fungi; Ascomycota; Eurotiomycetes; Eurotiales; Aspergillaceae
Product: Glycoside hydrolase family 2 N-terminal
Exons: 1
Coding region: 1-1044 (347 amino acids)
Biological process (GO): glucuronoside catabolic process; carbohydrate metabolic process
Molecular function (GO): beta-glucuronidase activity; carbohydrate binding
Source: RefSeq, a predicted model, not a curated record